This is a messenger RNA of Zychaea mexicana, 1684 nucleotides long. RefSeq lists its product as uncharacterized. Lineage: Eukaryota; Fungi; Mucoromycota; Mucoromycetes; Mucorales; Lichtheimiaceae. Gene Ontology annotation, biological process: protein O-linked glycosylation via fucose. The coding region runs from base 98 to 1684 and encodes 528 amino acids. Gene Ontology annotation, molecular function: peptide-O-fucosyltransferase activity. The transcript has 5 exons. The record is from RefSeq and is a predicted model, not a curated record.
UUUUUUUUGUUCUGCCUCAGUGAUAGCAGCAACAGCAGUAACAACAACACAAACACAUUCGCUACACAUAUCACAACUCAUAACGCACGCACGCACAAUGUCUUUACGAAGCAAGGUCACCUUGCUUUGCGUAUUGUGCAUACUCUAUCUGUUUGUGUUUACGCUCCCUUCUUUGCAUUCAUCCCAAACCAUAAAGGAAUCAGUAGAGCCAUCCUGGCGAUGGCAGUUUGACGACGACACCUAUGAUGCCUUCUCAGCAUCUCGACCUGCACCACCGUACCGCUCCCCUCCUCCACCAUCCGAUAUUAGCAACCCCAUUGAAAGCAGCAUCGUUACCUCCAUCACGUCCAACAGCUAUUACACCGACAAUAAUGAUAAUAAUAAUAAUAAUAAUUACAACGAACAACAAGACCCUGAACGAUCCUUCACAACCACCACUCCUCCUACCACUACUCUUGAUCCCAACGAAAAGUUCAUCACAUUUUUCACGCAUAGCGGUUUUCAGAAUCAGUUAAUUCAAGUUGAAAACGGGAUUCUAUUGGCAUGGUAUUUAAAUCGUACACUCAUUUUGCCACGCGCAUUACUGGGAGAGGCGUUUGGUUGGAGCUAUUUUGGUAAACUUCACUUGGAGCACACGUUGCACGACCCAUACCAUGAUGAAAGCAUGCCUGCCAAAGACUCUUGCGAGUUUUACGCGGAGGAGUUGGCUUUCUGGGAUAUCGAGUGUCCAGACCCUACGCGUUAUGCCACGAUGCCAUUCGACGAGAUAUUUGACCUGUCAUGGGCAAAGCAGCACGUCCGGAUUGUAUUGCGCGAACGGUCUGAUUUCGAAUGGCUUGAUGAAAAGUACGGGAUCAAGCGUGGUGGCGACGACGUUCCUGAAUUGAGCAACGGCUCUUACGUCGAUGGCGAUAUCUUGUUUUUCAAAGGCGAGACCCGAUAUGACUGGCGGAUAUUCGAUACUCCUCGCAAAUCGCACCGACUAGGCAAAUACGCCGAAGGAUUGGACAUUUAUCAACUACGCAAACGAAAGGAAAGGCUGAUCCAUUUCUCGAGCUUAUUCGGCACCGGCAAACUACCCAUUCGACGACCCGAGCACUAUACAUUCCUGCACACACUCCAACGGAGCAUUAUCUAUCGACAUCCUACCGUUUUAAGCGUGGCAGACAAGAUUGUGAACGCUUUGGGCGGUCCUGGGAAUUUCAUUGGCUUGCAUGUCAGAUCAAGUGAUGGCUGGUUCGUCAAGGCAUUACCAGAGAACAUCUACAACAUUGAACAAGGGCAAGGACUGCUGCUGCAAGGCACACAACAGAAGCCUGACCUGCAGCAAUGUUUGGAUCUUGCCAAAGUGGGCAAGGCUACUUUGAUCUACAUGGCCACUGAUGCGCGAUCUCCACGCUCAAACAUUGCCUUUGACCCCAUCUGGAGUCGAUAUCCAUGCACAUUCACAAUGGACGACCUGUUGGUGCCCACGAGUCCGUUUUAUCACGAGCUGGAUGCAGCUGUGGAUGAACGUACCGGAUCCAGUCUCCGUAAGUUCCUGUUGCCACUCGUCGACGCUACUAUUGCCAGUCGCGGAUGGUUCUUUAUUGGCAGCAAAGGCUCGACGUUCUCAGGCUACAUCUACCGUCUGCACGAUGUUUACUGGGCAAAUGCAAAGCUGGGUCAACAACUGCAGUCAUGA